Messenger RNA from Egretta garzetta (little egret), 804 nucleotides. It is a transcript of the gene CUNH1orf216, whose product is annotated as chromosome unknown C1orf216 homolog. The transcript has a single exon. The coding region runs from base 1 to 804 and encodes 267 amino acids. The record is from RefSeq and is a predicted model, not a curated record. Lineage: Eukaryota; Metazoa; Chordata; Aves; Pelecaniformes; Ardeidae.
AUGGCUGAGACAGUAGAUGUAAUGCCAAGAGAUGAAGAGGAGAUCCAAAAUGACAGUGGUGAUGAAGACCCAUUUCAGAAUCGUGGUGUUGUAAUGGCAUCCCCCCGUUGCUCAGCCAGCCCUUUGUUAGCCAGCCUUAAUGAAGACAAGGGAAGCUCAGCAGUGCCAGAAAGACUGUCUGUCCUCUCCAGCAAAGCUGUGGCCCAAGCAAAAGCCCUUGCUGACCCAGAGAUGGUUAGCAGUAGCCAGGCACAGAGGGCAGCCUCUGGCUUGGCCGAGCAUCAUCCAACAGCUAUAAAUGCAUCACUAGGCGGCUUGUCACACCCAGCGGCUAUCGGUAACCUGCAGCCUGUGAAUAUUGCAUCCCCAUGCUCUGAAAGCCCCUGCUGCGAUGGUGACCUGAGUUUGGAGGUGUCCCAGGUCCCAAGGGUGCCUGGCAGGGCCAGCGAGCCCCCGCAGGCUGUCAUUGUCCUGCCUGGGAGCGACCCCGGGGGCUGCCACUUGCCGCAGGCAGGGAGCAACACUAAGGGCGAUAUGGGUCCUUGUAGUCUGGGCCGGGUGAUUUGGACGAAGACCACUAAAGUAGUGGAGACCUUAGAAAAUAAGAAAAAGGAGGAAAAGGAGAAGUACCGGCUCCAGCUAGCUAUGUACCGACGGCUUCUGCUGUUGCGCUCGAUCAGGAGCUUGCAUAAGCAGCUGGAGCAGCAGCAGGCCAGAUUGCAGGGAUGCUACGGCACUAUAAUAAAUACCAAGAAAGAAGUGUUGAAACACAUUCGCUCAACCUCGCCCUCACCUUCGCCAUAA